Messenger RNA from Lathyrus sativus (Indian pea), 513 nucleotides. The record is from the annotation of a GenBank genome assembly. Lineage: Eukaryota; Viridiplantae; Streptophyta; Magnoliopsida; Fabales; Fabaceae.
AUGAAGAAUCAACAACGCCAAUACAACAUUCACAAAGCAUUCCUCUUCUGCAACUACAUACUCUUAUCAGCUUCCUCUAGUUGCAUCUUCCUCACACUCUCCCUAAACCUCUUCCCUUCAAUCUGCGGCUUCUUCCUCAUUCUCCUCCACGCAUUCACUAUCGCCGGAGCCGUUUCCGCCUCCGCAUCAUCCUCCCUAACCACCAUCACUCGCUGGUACUCCGCACACAUGGUAGUUACUGUUCUAACUGCCAUAUUUCAAGGUUCGGUUUCCGUGCUGGUUUUCACCAGAACGGAGGAUUUUCUUGCGGAGUUGAAAUCUUAUGUGAGGGAAGAAGAUGGUUCCGUUAUACUGAAACUGUGCGGUGGACUUGCUGGUGUUAUAUUUUUGCUGGAGUGGGUUGUUUUGACAUUGGCGUUUUUCUUGAAGUGUUAUUCUGAUGAAGAUGGUGAUGGUGGUACUAUGAGGAGUGGUAAGGUUCAGAGUGAAGAGGAAUUGAAGACUUGGCCAUGA